Molecule: messenger RNA, 2094 nt
Organism: Lachancea lanzarotensis
Lineage: Eukaryota; Fungi; Ascomycota; Saccharomycetes; Saccharomycetales; Saccharomycetaceae
Gene: CDC5
Product: LALA0S08e01420g1_1
Exons: 1
Coding region: 1-2094 (697 amino acids)
Biological process (GO): protein phosphorylation; mitotic cell cycle; regulation of protein localization to mitotic spindle pole body
Cellular component (GO): spindle pole body; centrosome; cytoplasm
Molecular function (GO): protein binding; ATP binding; protein kinase activity
Source: RefSeq, a predicted model, not a curated record
AUGUCCGCAGCCCCACUGCAGAUCGUUAAUGAACGACAACUGAACACAAGGACAAACAAUGUUUACACCCCAACAAAAUACACCGUUGGAAAGGAAAAUCUGCAGCAUACCAGCAAUAAGCGUCCAGACCAUCAUCAUGACCAACACAAGCAGCCGGCCCCCAAAAAGAAGAAGGAAAAGCUUUCUGCUCUGUGCAAAACGCCCCCGUCUCUAAUCAAGACUCGCGGUAGGGAUUAUCGGAGAGGCCAUUUUCUUGGAGAGGGAGGCUUCGCAAGGUGUUUCCAGAUCAAAGACGACUCGGGCAAAAUUUUUGCCGCCAAGACGGUGGCCAAGAUCUCGAUCAAAUCGGAAAAAACUCGUAAAAAGCUUCUGUCUGAAAUUCAAAUCCACAAAAGCAUGCGACAUUUCAAUAUCGUCCAAUUUGUUGAUUGUUUCGAAGACGAUACCAACGUGUACAUCCUGCUCGAGAUCUGUCCCAACGGUUCGCUCAUGGAUCUUCUCAAAGCCAGGAGAGUACUCACAGAGCCGGAAGUGCGGUUCUUCACUACCCAGAUCAUAGGUGCCGUGAAAUAUAUGCAUAGCAGAAGAGUUAUCCACCGAGACUUGAAACUCGGGAACAUAUUCUUCGACAGCAACUACAAUUUGAAGAUCGGAGAUUUCGGACUAGCUGCCGUGUUGGCUAACGAUAGAGAACGUAAAUUCACUGUGUGCGGUACGCCUAACUACAUAGCGCCAGAAGUCCUUACGGGCAAGCAUACAGGCCAUUCGUAUGAGGUUGACAUUUGGUCUUGCGGCGUAAUGAUAUACGCUUUGCUAGUGGGUAAACCACCUUUCCAAGCAAAGGAAGUCAACAUCAUCUAUGAGCGUAUCAAGGCCGGAGACUACGCUUUUCCAAAGGACAAAAGCAUUUCUCCCGACGCCAUGGUUUUGAUCGAAGACAUACUUUCCAUAGAUCCUCUGGAGAGACCAUCUUUAGAUGAAAUCAUGGAUUAUGUUUGGUUCCGGGGCUUAUUUCCGCCCAGAAUAGACCCACAAACGUUAAGUUCUGGACCAAAUUACGAUUAUCUGGAUAUGGCUCAAUCUCAGGCGAACUUUAAAGCUUGUAUGACGCGAUCUGGGUUAACAUCAGCUUCAUCAUCUUCUACCAAAGAUCCUAUCAAACUUGUGAAGAACGACCUCGAACAAGAACGAAGUAGAACAAUUUUACCACAGUCGUUAUCGCCAGGUGGAACUAAAAACAAGUACCAGGAAGUUGUUGAUCUCGAUGCUCAAAAGAAGCUUAAUGAUCUGGCUCGUGAAGCAAGAAUUAGAAGAGCACAACAGGCCACUCUCAAACGAGACCUCGUUGCCACUUCAACUAAUGCUAUUAAGUCUGAAAUUUCGUUACGAAUCUUGGCAAGUGAAUGCCAUUUGACGCUCAAUGGUAUCUUGGAAGCAGAAGCUCAAAAACGUAUGGGUGGACUUCCUAAAUCAAGACUGCCGAAGCUCAAGAAUCCUAUCGUAGUGACGAAAUGGGUGGAUUAUUCUAACAAACAUGGCUUUUCAUAUCAAUUGUCGACAGAUGACAUUGGUGUACUUUUUAAUAAUGGUACCACGGUACUGAGGCUUGCUGACGCAGAAGAGUUUUGGUAUAUCAGCUAUGACGAUAGAGAAGGGUGGGUUGCGAGUCAUUACAACUUGACUGACAAACCACAAGAAUUGGCAAGACAUCUGGAGGUGGUGGACUUUUUUUCGAAAUAUAUGAAGGCGAAUUUGAGCAGGAUCUCGACUUUCGUUCGCGAAGAAUAUCACAAGGACGAUGUUUUUCUUCGAAGAUACACGCGCUAUAAACAAUACGUGAUGUUUGAGCUGAGCGACGGCACGUUCCAGUUCAAUUUCAAAGACCAUCACAAGUUUGCCAUAUCUGAAGGUGGUUCGUUGAUCACUUACAUCUCGCCCGAUCGCGAAAGCUCUACAUAUCCAACCGUCGAGUUGCUCAAGGCUGGCGAGCUGCCCGAGCAUCCGGACAUCGACCUUUCUGACAAGAUAUUCAUGAUGAAGGAGGGUCUCAAACAGAAAGCCGCGAUUGUGUCUACCGCGCAGCCACAGAUAUAG